This is a messenger RNA of Sodiomyces alkalinus F11, 3419 nucleotides long. RefSeq lists its product as hypothetical. The record is from RefSeq and is a predicted model, not a curated record. Lineage: Eukaryota; Fungi; Ascomycota; Sordariomycetes; Glomerellales; Plectosphaerellaceae. The transcript has 4 exons. The coding region runs from base 384 to 3143 and encodes 919 amino acids.
CUUACCUUUUGGUUACUCAUUUUCUCUUCAAACCACUUCUCUUCACAUCCCUUUCCACCUAUUCCCUCCUUCGCCCUCACAUACCUCAGCUACCCUGUGCCCGGCUGUGAGGCAUAACAAAGGAGACAAACCGGUUUCUUGUUUCUCGAAGCAAUAUCACCACAAGUGUGCCUGCUACGUUUUUCACAAAAAUAGGGGGUCCUUUAACCAUUGGCCCCGGAAAUCGCGCGCUGGUAUUACCAGGCGUUCUCUUGCUUCUUUAUCACAACUGCGAAAAGUCAUACCCCAUCAGCCCACGGAGAGAUUACAGCUCAGCGGUCCUCUAAGGUCACCGAAGCAUCCUCCUACUUCUCCAAAGAUUCUUCUGCACAAUCAUUCGUACAAUGUCUGCGGACAGAAAGCAAGGAGGCUCCGAGUUUGAGAGAAACCGAUCCAUUACCCCGAACCGAUCUCUCUUCGGCUCAUUUGGCGAGGCACACCGUAAAAUCACGAAGGGUGCGGAUGCAGCAUCUGAGCCCACGAGUACAGCUUUUGGGGACGAGGUUGUCCGCUCCGCUACCCAUCGCCCUAUCGCCACUUCAAGUCCUGAUGAGCAAGCUGCCGACUACGACAAGCCAAGACCGGCCUCUCCGGUGACCUUCGUUCCUCAUGGCUCUCCGAGACGCAAAGACUUUGUCGAAAAAGAUCGAAUGCACCUCGAUUAUUUUCCCCUCUCAACUCCCGAUCCGCUGGCUGUCCAUCUCCAUCUCCUGGACGCUGACCGAAUCGACGAUGAAACCCAACCCUUCAUAGUGAAUAAACAACCGGCUGGCUCGUCCGUGUCUAAGCGAGCAGUGAACCUUCGACUUCCUCCGAAGCUGAAGUCGCAUCAUCAACAUUACGACAACCUCGAGAAACCCAAGACAAGACUCAUGCAGACUGGCCUGGCAUAUUCGCCGCAAGGAGAGGAGACGCUCCAUGCAAAAUUCAUAAAUCAGUCUAGCACCAACGGCCGAGAUCGACCUGAUUUGGAUGAACCAGCGGGACUCGCAACAUCUCGCGCUGAUGGUUUAGCCUUGUCCAAGGAGGUUGAGACGUCAAGUCUUCAUUCUGACCUUCUUUCCUCUCCUCCGGAUAAAUGUGCCGCGGAAACCGAAGGUAACGGAAACUUGGAAACAACUCGCACAGCUUCCCCCCCCACAGGUCAUGGUGCUGCCACAGAACAGCAGGAAGAGCCCUUCGACCCCUUUGCUGUCUUCGACACCGACUCGGACCACUCGAUCUCCGACGCACCCCAGGACCCCUUUGAAGAUGACCGAAAGUAUAGCUUCUUGCGUCCAGCUGCGGAGAAAGAGGUGUCUCGUGCGCUGCGGAAUGCCAGUGAUCUGAGCCAUCCAUUGUUUGCCCAAGUCAUACGCUUGGAGGAGACUUACUCACCUAGUCCUCCUAUUCCCUCGUUUGAUCCCGCAAAAUUUGCAGAGCGAUUGCGGGAGGAGAAAGAACGGCAAAAGGAGAUUGAGAGAAGGGAAAGUCAGCGGAAGGGACGUACUGAGCAUUUCUACAAGAGCUCUGUGAUCCAGUCGGCUUGGAAGACCCCUGAUAACGGAAUCAGAAUUCCUACCUCACCGCCGCCUCCAUCAAGCACUACCAGCUUGGCAAGAGCGUCAGGAAAUCGGCCUUGCGGUGACCUAGACCGAAAGGAUUACACAGCCACGCCUUUCUUCAACAACAAGUUUGGAGGCGCGACUGCAGGAGCACCCAGUGUCACCGAAUCGGGCAAUGACUGGGUAACUGUCUCCGAUGAACAGAAUGCUCCCACCAGAACACCCGCCAGAGCCCUUCUGGGAAAGCCCAUGGGCAGAGUUGUCAGUGGGAGUAGCAUUGCUAACUAUUCUGACCAUGUUUUUCCGCCUCUCAACCACCAGGAAUCCGGUUAUAGCUCCCAGCAUCCGAACCUGGAUGAGCGGGAUGUUGCAUGGUGGGAGAGCAUCCCGUAUUCCCAGUCAAGUAAUCCCGGUGAGCUUGGGGAAGCAGCUCGUACUUGUCACAGUCAGUGGUCUGGGACCAGGCCUCCUUUCUCACAAGAUGGCUUUGAGCGCAGUGCAGUCCAUGGCCUUGGCAUUUCACAAGUCAGAGGCUUCUUUAGCAACAGUAAGCGGGACGAAGUGUUUGAUGACGAUGAACGGAUGGAGUUGCGGUCACUGCCAAAGCGCCAGGAAAGGAACAAGAACAAAGCAGCUGAAGAUCAAAGUAACGCCCAAUGCUACGGAAGCCCUCUCACUUGGACCGUCAGGGACCCAUUGUCUUCGCCCCUGGCUCAGGAUUGGGAUGAUCAGCGUGUAGUUGCUGAAUCAGACCGUUUGUCGAGGAAGUAUCCUAGCUUACCUUUCCCUCUGCUUCCCCUUAAAGAAGCUGCGCGCAUUCAGGCCCACCGACGUGCUAGUGGGCUCGAGGAUCAGACGGAGUCUGGCAGUUCGGUGACAUACCAUCCCAUGACCCCUCGGCUUCGACAACCCAGCUCGACAUUGCCGAGCCCACCGACGCCGUCCCUACACCGUGAAGCUAUGCUUUAUUCCCCUCCAGGGUCGACCUUGGCGCCUACGCCGCAGUCUCAGCAGCCACUACCGCGGCCUUGUCCGACGUACCUUCCAAGUCGUUCGAACGGGGUGGAGGAAAGCUAUUGUGAAAAUCCUUUUCUGAGUCUUAGCGAGCAGCGCCUGAUUGCCCACACCUCGAGAUUCGGCAGCGGUCACAGCUCUGACAGUACUCAGCGCGGCCGUUCUUCCAUCUAUAGACCCCGUCUGAACACGCGCAGUACCGUUCGCCGGUAUCACGAAGAUACAGACCCCGAGCUUGGGGCAAUGGCGGCUCGAUAUCGUCUCUCAGGUCCACGCUCUUUCGGCACAAUCUCGGACGCAGCCAGGUAUCGACAGACCCUAUUCUUCCUCUUGACUCUCUUAAUCAACAUCCCGCUUCCCGUAUUUGGCAUUACUGUCCUGUUUGGAAAGCUGGAUUCUGGUAUUUCUUGGUGGACUCAUGGCGAGGUCCAUGGCCUCGCUCCUCAUCAGUUGGAGUGGGUGCGCAUACAGCUUGUGGCAGAGGGCUCCAUCUACCUGAUGAUGACCAUCUUGCUGGUCGUGGUUUACGUCCAGCACCAGUCGUGAGUUCCUCCCACAUUGGAAUCGCUGUUUUCUUUCUUCUAUAUUGCCGGACCCUGGUGUUCUUGGUUCCUAAGCUAGUGAAGAUGGACACUUGGAGCCCCCAAUCUGUUGCACUGUAAGACGCAUGUACAGCGAGUUCUGGUUUUCUUCCCAGAGAGGUUUCGGGCCAUUGUCUUCUUCAAGGCUUUGGCGAAGCAGGUUGGGUUGUAUAGAUGUGUUAUGUACCGUAAAAAAAAACUAAAUAAAUAAAAAUGAUAAAAAUAAAUAAAAAUGACAAAA